AUGUCUGCGCGACCUGGGAUGCGUCCCAUCCCUCCAAGGACUGGCCCCAAACCGCCUAUUGGGCGCUUAGCCAGUAUAAAAACCCCCGGGGCAACGGCUAUCAAACGCCCUCAGCCAGUUUCACGCCCUCAACCCGCAAGGCCGACUACUCACCCAAAGACAACAACAUGCCCCAACCCGGGUUGUCCUGCGCCUCAUAUCAUUGAGGACGAUGGCCAGAAGGUCUGUUCAGGGUGUGGUACUGUCGUCAGCGAAGCCAACAUUGUCUCCGAGGUCACUUUCGGUGAGACUGCGUCUGGUGCUGCUGUCGUUCAAGGAGCCUUUGUUGGUGAAGAUCAGACCCACGUUCGUAGCUUUGGCCCCGGAUUCCAACGCGGUGGUACCAUGGAGAGUAGAGAAAUCACAGAACAGAACGGAAAUAGAUAUAUAAAUCAACUAGCCCGUGCUCUUACCAUACCGGAGAGUGCCUCUAAGGCUGCCGGUCAAGUCUUCAAACUUGCUGUGGGGCUAAACUUUAUUCAAGGUCGUCGGACGAAGACGGUGGCCGCUGUUUGCCUAUACAUCGCUUGCCGGCGGCAGGAUGGAAAUACAGUAAUGUUGAUUGAUUUUGCAGACGUCCUGAUGAUAAACGUCUUCAAAUUAGGUCGCACGUAUAAAGCGCUUCUAGAUGAGCUCCGUCUGGGCGGGAACGUCUUCUUAAUGAAUCCCAUAGACCCAGAGAGUUUAAUCUAUAGGUUUGCUAAGCAGCUUGAAUUUGGUUCCUCUACCAUGCUGGUAGCGAGUGAAGCUGUGAAGAUUGUGCAGCGCAUGAACCGCGAUUGGAUGACAACCGGUCGACGUCCUGCAGGUAUCUGCGGAGCUGCUCUGAUCCUUGCGGCACGAAUGAACAACUUUCGCCGUACUGUUCGCGAAGUAGUUUAUGUUGUCAAGGUCACGGAAAUCACAAUUAGCCAGCGCCUAAACGAAUUCAGCUCUACAGAAAGCGGCGAGUUGACUGUGGAUCAAUUCCGCUCUGUGCAGUUGGAAAAUAGUCAUGACCCGCCUUCCUUCACCCGAGCAAGGGAAGGAAGAAAGCCAGCGCGGAGCGUGAAGUCCAAAGUCGCAGAAACUGCCGCUGAGAUUGAGGGGGAUUUAUCCGAAGAAGGGCCAGAGCCUAGCCAGCUAAGGCGAAUUGAUGCAGACGGAUUCGCCAUUCCAAGCCUUCCCAUCGACCCGGCGUUGAUACAAGCAGACAAGGAUAACCAAGCUGCCUCUAUGGCUGAACCAGACGAGUCUGAAGCAACCGCAUCGCGAAAUCGACCUAAGGGCGGUCGCAAAAAGCUGCCCUCGCCAUCUCCAGAACAGGUAGCUUCUGAAGAGGCCCUAGAAGAAGAGAUGUCUGGAUAUUUGACCAAGGGCUCUAACAUGAUCGAAAGCAUUGAGGACGGGUCAACCCCUCAACCAAGAAAAGCCAUAUCAGAUGAUCCCGAGAUUGAUGAAGCAGAAUUUGAAUCAGACCCCGAAGUUUCCAACUGCCUGUUAUCUGCUGCCGAGGUCGAAAUCAAGGAGCGCAUUUGGGUACACGAAAACAAAGACUAUCUACGCAUACAGCAAGCCAAGGCACUAAAAAGGGCACUGGAAGAAGCCGAUGCCCCUCCUGGCGACCGUAAGCCGCGAAAGCGUCGUAAGGGCAGGCUUGGCGAUGUACGGUAUCUCGAAGGUGGAGGAGAAGGAGAAGACAAGGAUGGGAGAAGUACCAGGGCCUCAACUCCAGCCGAAGCUACCCGUCGGAUGCUGGAACGAAGGGGUUUCAGUAAGAAGAUCAACUAUCGCCUUCUAGAGACACUAUUUGGUGAAGAGGAAGGUUCUGAAGACAGCAAGGUGAAAGGGGAUACUGGAAGUCACAUCCGAAGCCGCAGCCAAAGCGUGAUUUCUCGGCGCAGCGCCAGUGUUGACCCUGAGGCGACGAAGCGCACAAGGUUCCUCGGGACUACAUCCACGCCGACAAAACCUGCUGGAACUUCCCUUCCUGCCCCCGCAGCACCUAUACCGGCCGAAUCCCCGAGGGAACGCAAAAUUACCGCUCAGAACGCUGAGCAGAAACAUCCCACUGAUUCUGCGCAAGGGCCAGCUGACCCCGAUGAUGAGGCCGACGACUAUGAUGACGAGGAAGGGGAAGAUGACGAUGCCGAUAUGGUGGAGGCUGCGUUUUCUGGCCAGUACGACUAUUAUGAUGAAGGCAGCGAUUAUGAUAGUGAAUAG
Molecule: messenger RNA, 2241 nt
Organism: Aspergillus calidoustus
Lineage: Eukaryota; Fungi; Ascomycota; Eurotiomycetes; Eurotiales; Aspergillaceae
Source: the annotation of a GenBank genome assembly